AUGGGGUAUUGCUAUUUUUCCCUCUGUACUAGUUUCUCUGCACUAGGUACUGCUGGAUUUCUGCACUCUACACUGGUUACUGCUGAAUUUCUGCACUGGAUAGCUGCUGCCUCAAGGAAGUGCCCAACUGCUGGGGUUGCUUGUGUGGAAGGUCCAGAGAGAAGGAGCCAGGGAAGGAAAGUUUGUGAGAAGCAGAAUAAGAGUGAAUUAGAAGAAAAGCUAAAAGAAGCUGAAAAUGUCAUCAAAGAAUUGAGAGAAACUGCAACGCUUGAAGCCCAAGAGCAUUCUUCUGAGCUAUGGAAGCACAAAUCUGCCUUCAUUGAAGUUGUGACAAACCAACGGCAACUUGAAGCUGGAAUGGGCUGCGCACUUAGGAAAAUUGAAGCUACAAAACAAGAACUUGGAGUAGUAUUAGAGCAAAAGGAGGAGGCAGACUUGAUGGUUCAAAAACUAUCAAUGGAGAUGGUAAAAAUGCAUAAGGAUUUGGAGCAAAAAGAAAAAAUUCUGUCAGCAAUGCUUAGGAAGAACAAGCUGGAUACAACAGAGAAACACUUGCUUUUAAAGGAGGUUAAACUAUCAAAGGCUAAGAGAAAGCAAGCUGAAAUAGAAACUGAAAGGUGGAGGGCAGUAUCAGAGUCUAGACAUGAGAGGCAUUCAUUAAGAAGUAUGUUGACUAACCAAGUAAAUUCAAAAUUGGACUUUUACACAGGGGCAAGAGGGGUGCAUCAGCAUGCAACAGGAUCAUCAUACAAUGGAAAGACAAGAUCACAGCCAACUGAUCUUGUUCUUGAGUAUGGGCAUAUUGGACUUAAAAAGGACAGAAGGGAGCCAGAACUUUCUCCAAUCUUUGACUGCUACUCUCUGGAAGGAAAUGAGGCAUUGGCUAUGACAGCUGAUGUUAAGCAAUUGGAAAGUUGGGUACUGUCAGAAGCUGAGAAGUAUGCAACUUUAAUUGAGCAAAGGCAUCACUUAGAACUAGAUGCUUUUGCAGAACAAAUGAGAAUCAAAGAUGAGAAAUUAGAAACAUUUCGUUGGCAGUUGAUGAGCAUGGAACUAGAAUCAAAGCGGCUGCAGUCCCAUAUUGAGGGAAUGAAUGAGGAUGUCAUAGCUCAGACAUGAUAAUAUGAAAUUGGAAGCCUUGUUAUUGGAGAGAGAAGAAGAAUUAACUUCCUUAAAAGAGCAACUAGCAUCACAAUUGAAGGCCCUAAAUUGCCAAAAUACUAAUUUAAAUUGUUCUGUACAUAGUCCAGUAAUAUAGCCCAUGAGGCCAUUGGCUCUGAAGUUAUCAAUAAGAGAAAACAGAAUGAGAGAGAGCAAGAAACAAGGACUCCAAAUUCGGAGGAUUUGUGUCAAGAGGAAGAUGCUGAGAAAGAAGAAGGAAAAUCAUCCUUUAACCAGUCCAAGGAUGUAGGUUUA
Molecule: messenger RNA, 1416 nt
Organism: Quercus robur (English oak)
Lineage: Eukaryota; Viridiplantae; Streptophyta; Magnoliopsida; Fagales; Fagaceae
Exons: 4
Coding region: 1-1119 (372 amino acids)
Source: RefSeq, a predicted model, not a curated record